CAGCAAUAAAAUAGUAGUAAAUUGUGGUGAUGUUAAUUAUUGUAUCCCUUGGAGAAACACACACCAAAGAGUGUGCAGCUGAAACCAUACAGCCAGUGAAGUUGACCACUAGUUGCAUUCCAAGCAGAGCAUCAAGUAUUUAAAAGCUGCAAUCUUGAAGUGGAGGAGAAGAAGAUUUAACUAUUCCAAAAGCUAGAGAACUACAUUGCAACAUUCAUCAAACAAAGUCUUCAAGUCAGCAACAAUAUGAAAAUUCCAAGAACCGAUUACAAGAUCCAAUCUCUGCGAAAAGAAUUCUUAGUAUUUUGCUUGCUCUGUGCCUGGACUAUGCAAAUGGUGUCUCCCCAAUCCUCCGCUCUGGACAAUAUCAGAAGGUUGAUCUGCAAUGGGAUACCGGGUCUCAAUGAGCGACAGAUCGAAAUCUGCACGGAAGUGCCCCAGGCAAUAAAUGUUCUGAAGGAUGCACAGAGGGUAUUCGAAUCAGAAUGUGUAUGGCAGUUUCGCAAAGAGAAGUGGAGCUGCACAGGAGUCAACAUGUCAAUUUUCUCAGCUCCAACAUUAGCAGAAACUAAGGAAUCGGCUUUCGUGUACGCCCUCACUUCAGCCCUGGCAGUCCACCAAAUCACAACCGCUUGUUCCAACGAGGACCUCGGUACAGCCUGUGGAUGUGACGCAUCUAGAAACGGCCAAAAAACGCCUCAGGGCUGGACAUGGGGCUCUUGCAGUGAUAACAUCUCGUAUGGUUUAUUCUUCGCUCAGAAUUUCCUCGACUCUAGAGAACUAAUAAAUCAAAGCACUAAUGUGGAGCACCAGAACGCAAUGAAUCAAGUUCAUCUCCAUAACAACGGCGCAGGAAGAAGGGUGGUUGCUGACGGUAUGGGCCGUGCAUGCAGAUGCCAUGGGUUCUCUGGUUCUUGCUCUGUUGAAACUUGCUGGAAUGAGCUUCCCACAAUCUACGAAAUUGGUGACAAAGUGAAGGAACUUUACGACGAAGCGAUAAAGGUUGAAUUGUACCAGCCUACUUCUGGGCCAUCCUUCCUUCGCUACAUGAAGGACGAUGAAUAUAUAAUCCCAUCAACAGCUGAUAUGGUUUAUCUCGACGAAUCUCCAAGAUACUGUGCGGCCAGUUCUAACUUUACGAGUCAGCGUCAAUGCAUGCCCCAGGCAGCCCUCAAUGGCAGCGAAUUCCACGAUACAGAUAUGAAAGAGCACUAUCCACCCUGUGAAACGUUUUGCUGCAAUGGAGGUUACGAGGCUUAUCAUAAACAAGAAGUGAAAUCAUGUGACUGCACAUUCGUAUGGUGCUGUGAAGUGGUGUGUCAGACUUGCACUACCAACGUCACGGAGUUCAGAUGUACAGGAUAACCGACUCCAUUAUUCUGACGACUUUGGUAAAAAUGACACACUUUCAACAACUGAACUUACUUUACUAGCUAGCUACGUACACACGAUCACGCCCCCCAUUUCUAUUUGAUUUACGAACUCUAUUCGAGUAUAAUUAGACUUUUGACAAUCACUAUAAUUACUUCGACGGUUGUGUUCUCAAAGCCCACAAUAAUAAACAUUAUUCUCAUGUCAUGCGAUCAGUUAUUUAUCCAAUCAUUUGGCAGUAGCAUUUACAGUGAUUUUUGUAUAUAU
Molecule: messenger RNA, 1638 nt
Organism: Halichondria panicea
Lineage: Eukaryota; Metazoa; Porifera; Demospongiae; Suberitida; Halichondriidae
Product: protein Wnt-7b-like
Exons: 4
Coding region: 247-1365 (372 amino acids)
Biological process (GO): multicellular organism development; canonical Wnt signaling pathway; positive regulation of JNK cascade
Cellular component (GO): extracellular region
Molecular function (GO): frizzled binding; cytokine activity
Source: RefSeq, a predicted model, not a curated record